Cannabis sativa is the source of this 2099-nucleotide messenger RNA. RefSeq lists its product as uncharacterized. The record is from RefSeq and is a predicted model, not a curated record. Lineage: Eukaryota; Viridiplantae; Streptophyta; Magnoliopsida; Rosales; Cannabaceae. The transcript is spliced from 2 exons. The coding region runs from base 165 to 1796 and encodes 543 amino acids.
UCUUCUAGGAGGUAUGCGAAACCGUUUCAUGGCUGUUGGUUUGGUCCCAAUUAUGGUGUUUCUCGUCCACCCUAAUCAUUUCUGGGGGUUUAUGUUGGGAUCUUUGGCAUUUAUUAUCGCCUGAGCAUAUCUCCAGCCAUCUUUUCUCUCUUGAAGAUUGGAAAAUGGGGGCGGAGGCCUGGGUUUAUGAGGAUUUUAAUAGCCUCAUCAUCAUUAUACCUCAUCAGGUGAAGGCUAGGGAUGUGACUAGGUGCGAUUCGAGAAGGCGCCUACGGGGAUUCUGGUUUUUUCUAUAUAUAGUAAGACUCAGGUAUGGAUUAUGGCACUCCUCUUUCACCUUUUCAAUUCUUUGGUCUGCUUGCUAUCAUUCUGGGUGUGUCUGCUUUGUUUUAGCUUUCUCUAUGGAUGAUUUUCUUAAUACCGUUUCUAAUACCUUAGUUUUUCCCUCUGAUGAAAACACAAUAUUCACCUAUGAUGCUAGUUCUUCCUCUUCCACCCCUGCUACCAUUAGUCUCCUUCUGAAACUCCAUACUAUUAGACCUUAUAAUAGGCCAUCCUUGAUGAAAACCCUAUCUGGCAUUUGGUCAUCACAGUGUAGAUUUCCUGUAUCUGUCACUGAGCAUGCUGAUGGUCUCUUCCUUGUGACUUUCGGUUGUGAGGGUGAUAAAGGUAGAAUUUUAGAGGGUCAGCCAUGGCACUUUGCUCAAAGUGUCACCAUCUUUGCUGCCCCAGAAAGUUCUUUCCCUAUCACCCCUGAUACCCUUCACUAUGUCCCUUUCUGGGUACAAGUUUAUGGGAUACCGUUUAUGUGUAAGUCCUUUGACUUAGCCCGUUUCAUUGCCUCUGAGGUUGGGGAUCUUAUCGAAGUGGAUAAGGACACUGUCAAGGAGGGAACUGGGCCUUAUUUAAGGCUUAGAAUUCUUCUUGAUGUCAAUCUUCCUAUUAGGAGGGGUAUGAAUAUUAGAUUCAUACGUAUGGGUAGAGAAAUUGUCAAAUGGAUUGACUUUAAGUAUGAGAGAUUUCCUGACUUUUGCUUCUUUUGUGGUAAACUUGACCAUACCAAAAGGUACUGUCAUUUUUAUCUCCAAAAGUGUGAUGAUAGUCAAACUGAGCCUUUAUGUCCUUACAACAUCCUCCUGCGUGGUAAGGAAAAAAUUGUGGACAAAGCUAUGCCCUUUCAAUACCCUCACCCUCCUGCUAUUACUGUUGUUGAUCAUGCUCCUGUUAGCCUUACUCUUCCUACUAGGAACUUUCUAGAUAACAUCAUCUCUUUUCCAUCUUUCCUGGCUGGUGCUGGUAAUUCGGGGUCUGGUUUUCUCAGCCCUUAUACUUCUUCAACUGUCAUGAUGCCUACUCCUCUUAAUCCUAAUAGUAAUCAUGCUUUUCAUACUGGUCUUAAUCCAUUUGGUUGUCAUCCUUUGAGGCCUUCGGCAUUCACCUCUUACUCCACUGAUUCCUUGGUGGUGGCGACCACAGUUGGUACAACUGUUAUGCAUUCUGGUGAUAUGAGUACCUCGACUACUCCUGCUGCUGAGGUUGUCUCGGCUAGUCCAGUUGAGGCUGUUGGGACUAGUACUGAAGUUGGCCAACCUGACUCGUUGGUUCGUGGAAAAGGGCUGGCCUCUGCUUCGGGAGUUAAACGCCCAUCUUUCCAGCCCCAACAGGUAGUCGUUGGUGGUUCUGUCAGGUCUCAAUUGAAAAGAGCUAGAGCUGGGGAUAGAGAGGAGGAAUCUUCAUCUGCUUCAACGGACAUGGAACAGGCGGGUGGUGCAUUGCACACCCGCCCAGAAAAAUGAGUCUCAUGUGUUGGAAUGCACGUGGAUUGGGGAGUACACGUGCAUUCAGAAGGCUCUCCCUGCUUGUCAAAACUCACUGUCCGGAUGUUCUUUUUUUGAUUGAAACCCGUUUGGCUGUUGGCUCUGUUGAUAGGUUUAAGGUUGGUCUUGGUUUUGACCAUGGGUUAGAGGUCCCUAGGAAAUAUUUUGGGGGGGGACUUUUACUUUUGUGGAAGGACAGUUUUUUUGUGAAUGUUAUUAACUUUUCCUGUAAUCAUAUAGAUUGUAAUAUAAAUAUUAACGAUAAUGAACUGUUUCAUUUUA